UCGCGCCAAAAGUGACACUUCACCAGCCAUCGUCAUCUCAUCACACAAGACAUAACCACAAAAUUGAUUAGUGCAGCAUCUUUUUUAUUGUUUUUAGUUUCUAGUCUUUCGUAAAGAUCUUCUUGUGUUCUGUUGUAGAGGUUAGUUUGAUUUUUAUCAACUAUAUCAUAAAUUUCUUACCAAAUUAUUGAAAUAACUAUUCAAAUUGCAAAUAUUAUCAUGCUUUACAGUAUCGUAGAGUGAAGACUGAUAAAAUCAGGACUCAUCCAAUUAAUUUGUAUGUUGUAUAUUACUGGAUUUGUUACAAUAAACUUCUAUGGCGCCUAUUCAAACUAAGAUUCCAUUUGGUGCCAGAAAGAAAGCAACAAAGUUGAUCCCUAAAACUAAGUUUGAAAAGGAAAACUGUGCAAAGAAUCCUGAUUUUUCACCAAAGAAGGCGAUUUUGAACGAGGAUGAGAAGAAAAAUAAUAGAUUACUUCUCGAAGUAAACUCUCCAUCGAAAAGGAAAUUCACAGAAUGCUCGAUCUCUGACAGUCAAAACUAUGGAAUGAGUCCAGCCAAACGAGGAAAAUCAACACCUAGUACUCUGCUCAGUAAGCUGUCUCUGACAAGUCCAUCUAGAGAUAGCCCUUCUCGAAAACGAUUGUUUCCUGAUGAGAAGAACGAUGAUUAUCAGGAAGCAGUACGAGCUCUCCACAGCACAGCACCACAGUCGCUUCCAUGUCGAGAUGACAAAAUUAGCCACCUUCGUCAGUUCCUCGAAUCUAGUCUGAAUGAAAGAAAAUCCGGAACUUUGUACAUUUCUGGUCCACCUGGAACGGGAAAAACAGCUUCACUCAACUUCAUUUUAAACACUUCUGAGAUAAGGGAGGAGUUCAAAGUAGUCUGUAUAAAUUGUACAUCUAUCCGCUCACAAACAGCACUCUAUAACAGGAUAAGCGAAGAGCUAGGAAUUCAGGUUUCUGCUCCCAGAACGGAAAGAAAACUGUUGGCAGCGAUUGAAAAAUACAUCACAAGUAGUAAAAAAAUGACACUUUUAAUCCUUGACGAGCUGGACCAAUUGGAGAGCAAAAACCAGUCGUUGUUGUACACUGUUUUUGAAUGGCCUUCGCUAGCGAAAUGCCAACUUGUGCUGAUCGGCAUUGCCAAUGCUCUGGACCUGACUGACAGAAUGCUGCCACGACUGCAGGCGCGCUUGCAGCUCAAGCCGCAGCUGCUUCACUUCCCACCCUAUUCCAGAGUGCAGAUCAUUGAAAUCAUCAGCCAUCGCUUGAAAGAGGCAGGCGUUGACAAAAUAUUUCCUCAAAAUGCUUUACAGCUUCUGGCUAGUAAAGUGGCAGCCAUGUCAGGAGAUGUGAGACGAGCAUUCGACAUGGCGCGCAGGGUGAUAGAGCUUUCUCACGAACAGUCCAACAUAGGUGACGACAAGAAGCUGAAUGGAGUGACUCUUACUCAAGUCAUGAAUGUUGUGAGCAAUGUCUAUGGAACUUCGCAAUCGUUGAGCAAAAAUGACGAUGAUAAUUCCGAGAGCUUUCCUCUGCAACAGAAGUUGCUUCUCUGUUCAGUCUUAUUGCUAAUGAAACAGGGAAAGAUCAAAGACAUCACUGUUGGAAAGUUACAUGAAGCUUAUACCAAAGUAUGUGACAAGCGGAACCUGCAAGCGGUAGACAUAUCGGAAUUGAUAUCGUUGAUUGGUUUGCUGGAGUCCAGAGGUGUUCUCAAACUGCAAGGCAAAACUAAGAAUAGACUGUCCAAGAUUAAUCUUCAGUGGGAUGAAAAGGAAAUGGUUUCAACUCUCAAAGACAAGAAACUGUUGGCCGCUGUUUUGGAAGAUAAGUUUUAACUAGCUUUUAAUGGUAAUUGUUGUGUUUGCUUUGAUUACUUUUUAUUGUUUUUAUUUAUGACUGAAUAUUUAGGUAAGGAUUACAAGUAAUGUAGUACAUUAUUUUAUAGGUGAUAUUAUGACAAGGGAUUUCCUCGCUUUGAUAGAUGAGAAUUUCACUGAUUCAUAAAUUCUCAAUUUUACUGUAGAUUUUUGUAAGAUAACAUUUUUAUAUUUUGUAGCAGUUUCAAUAUUAGUUCAGUAAUACAGUAUCAUAAAUAGUUGACCAUAAGAUUUCGUGUAAAUACAGUCAACUACCAUACUUAAUACAAGUACCAGUUGAAUAAGAAACCCCUUUCCAUUUUCAAUUCGAUAAUCAUAUCCAAAGUAUCUUGCAACUUGUUUUAAGCUGUUUUAAUAAAAAUGAAAAAAAUAUUCACUAUUUUAAUAAUUUGUUUUGAAUCGAAAUCUACUCUUUUUUGCUUGUGAUUAUAAAAAUAUUUUCCGAUUUUUAUUUGCAAAUUCAAUUCAUAAUAUUUUUACAAAUGAAUGUAAUAUGCUUUAUUUAUUGUAUUACGAAAAGCGUUAAAAGUAAUUUGUUGGUUUUAAACCCAUGCUAUAAUUCAGGUAAUUCAAAUUAUUUGAAAAAUAUGACUUGUGUGUUGAGAUAUUAUUUUGUCUUUUAUUGUAGUAGCUGACUGAGUAGAAGUCUGAAUCAUGAAUGAUUCAUAACUGUUGACAAAAAUUCAGUUUAAAUAAUUAUUGUUGUAAUACUACUCUUUUGAUAUUAUUGAAGCUACUCUUUUGAUAUUAUUGAAACUACUCUUUUGACAGUUAUAUAUUCAAAAUGCUGUUUUCAACUUAUGGUAAUAUUAUUUAUUUAUGGAAAUGAACUGCCAUAAGAAAUGUUUUGUAUUUUUCUUAUUAAAUUUUAAAUGUAUACACAGUAUUAUACUUACGAAAUAUUUUUUAUGUAAGUCCUCAAACAAGACUAAUAAAGUGCCUUCAAUUCGAUAAAA
Nilaparvata lugens (brown planthopper) is the source of this 2841-nucleotide messenger RNA. RefSeq names its product cell division control protein 6 homolog (gene Cdc6). The transcript has 10 exons. Gene Ontology annotation, molecular function: DNA replication origin binding; ATP hydrolysis activity. Gene Ontology annotation, cellular component: nucleus. The coding region runs from base 317 to 1843 and encodes 508 amino acids. NCBI's taxonomy places the organism in Eukaryota, Metazoa, Arthropoda, Insecta, Hemiptera, Delphacidae. Gene Ontology annotation, biological process: cell division; DNA replication initiation; mitotic DNA replication checkpoint signaling. The record is from RefSeq and is a predicted model, not a curated record.